AUGGAUAAAUUACUUAAAAAUAAUCGAGCCGAUAGCGAAAGAAAUGAAAAUGAAAAUGAAGAAAAAGGUGAAGAUAUUAUCAAUACUGAAGGAGAGAUAAAUUACCAAGAAGAAUGUAAGGAAUUACUUAAUCAAGGACUCGUGAUGUUUGAAUUUCAGGGAGAAUUAGGAACAGAAUAUGAAGAUAUUAAAGGAAAGUAUAUUGGAAAAUUACAAUUAAACGAUAAAGGAAUUCCAAUCAUAGAAAUAGGACGAUGGUUCAUAGAAGGAAAAAUAGUUGAAUUAGAGAAACCUAUUAUGGUUGUCAAACGCGUUCCGUCUUUAUCAGAUCAAAUUGAACAAAUUGAUCCCAAUAAAAAUGUUAACCUGAAAUCAGAAUCAUUUUUGCUUGCUGAAAAUUUUGCAAGAACGGUACGGAUGAAUUCAAAUGGCAAUAAUAAUGGAGAUGAUAGUUUAAAAGAUAAUAAUGAUUUGUUUUCAUCACUUAAUCAUGACAAAGUUCUUUCUAACAAAAAAGUUUACGUUGAAAAGAAUUCUAAAGUUGGGUAUGAUGUUGUUAAGGUGUUUAGAAAGGUUUUAUUGUUUAACAAUAGACCAGUUCCUUUAAGGGAAGGGUGUGAAUUGUGA
Messenger RNA from Diversispora eburnea, 627 nucleotides. Lineage: Eukaryota; Fungi; Glomeromycota; Glomeromycetes; Diversisporales; Diversisporaceae. The record is from the annotation of a GenBank genome assembly.